This is a messenger RNA of Herpailurus yagouaroundi (jaguarundi), 3794 nucleotides long. It is a transcript of the gene NOBOX, whose product is annotated as NOBOX oogenesis homeobox. Gene Ontology annotation, molecular function: DNA-binding transcription factor activity, RNA polymerase II-specific; RNA polymerase II cis-regulatory region sequence-specific DNA binding. The record is from RefSeq and is a predicted model, not a curated record. The transcript is spliced from 12 exons. Gene Ontology annotation, biological process: regulation of transcription by RNA polymerase II. NCBI's taxonomy places the organism in Eukaryota, Metazoa, Chordata, Mammalia, Carnivora, Felidae.
CCCAGUUCCAUGCAAAGGAAGCCUCUCCUAGCUUCUAGCCCACGCUAGCCCACACAAGCACCAGGAGGCAUUUAAAGACAGGGGCAGGUCAUCUGUGACCCCACGGACUUCGAACGGUCACCCGAAGAUAAGCGGACCUAAAAACCUGGAGCCCCCAAAGAGCAGAGGAGCCUGCUGACCAUGACGGGACCUCACCUUCCAUACUACUCACCAGACCUGGGGGGCACCUGGGUCAUGGGGGACAAGGAUGGCUUCACAGCCCAGGAGGACAGGGGUCCGUGUCCCGAAAGAACCAGCGGAACCGUGAGGACCACGCUGUGGCCAGAAGACCGCGCUCUCUUCCCACACACUACGGUCCCCUGGCAGAGCACUUUUUCCUGGGGUCGCCGACCCAGACCUGAACACCAGAGAAAUCCCUUCAGAAAAUUCCCGUCACUGCGGCUCCCUGAAGAGCCACGGCCGCCUCCCACCCUCCUGCCCGAACUCCUGACAGUGGUGAUUAACUUUCGGUCAAGGAACAAUGACCACCCCCCAACGUAUAAAUCGCUGUGCCGAGCACUCAAGGGCUGUGACGGAAAUAUAAAUAAGCAGUAUAGCCUAGUGACUUGGAGGAAGGGGCUGUCUCCCUUCAGCCAGGUGUUCUCAAUGCCCCUCACCGGCGACCUCAAACCGUCCUUUCCUGGGAUUUCCAAAGGAGGCCGCUGGGCACCACCCAUCAUCAGCUUGGUCGUCAUGGGCCCACAGCGUUCAUCUGAUCAUCCGGCCCUUCGCCCUCUUCAGGCUCAGGGCGCCCUGGUCCCUGAACCUGUGACUGCUUCCAGCUGCCCUCGGCCCCCCGCCCCCACCCUCUGCCUCGGACAGGCCUCCGGCGCGUGUGUGGUGGUGCCCCGGCCACGCCGCGAGUUCGGUGCGGCUUACCCGGCAGCGCGGGCUCCUUCUUGCUCGUCGUCGCCGGAGGCCAGCUCUGUGCUCUCGGGCGAGUGGAGGGGUGGGGGUUCCGGGGCAGCCUCGGUGAGCCGCGGGGACGCGGACAGCCCGGCGUGGGGCGCUCCCUGGAUGAGCGCUCCAGGGCGGGUGGCCUUCCCCCAGUUUGCACGGAGGGCCCGGGGCCGAGUCACCGCCGAGCUCCCGGGACCGGGGAAUGAUAAAGCAUCUGGGGAUUGUGAGGAAGGUGAACUGGAGAGGUUCUGGGGACCCCAGGAAGGACUCUGCAUGACGACUAAGCGCUCUUUGCUGGACUAUUCGGGCAAAUCACUCAACUUUGUAAUCUGUCAGUGGGUGAUGGUCCCCACAGGCCAGGAAGGUGGAGACAAGCCCCUGGCUGCUGGGCCAAAAAAGGAACUGCGGCAGAGUUCAGCCCCCUGCGCUCAGGAUGCCCCAAGUGAGGAACUGCCCCCCUCCUGCAUCGUCCCCGGGGAGAAGCCACCAUCAGACCCCCCUGGAGAACCAUCUGGGACAGAUACCAGGAGAGGGGGCCAGCCAUCUGGUUCGGGGACUCUCCACAAAGACACGCCUCUGGCCCCACCGGGACCCCAGCCUCCUGGGGAAGGCUGUUCCUUCCCAGUGAAAGAGGCAAAGCCAGGGAAGAGGUCCUACCCUCCAGCCUCCAGUAAGCAGAAACUACCCAGUGCCGCGGGUCUGGCCCCCACACCAUCUCCUGGUGUCACCCACUCAGCCCGUGCCGCGCACAACCCAGUGCCUUGUGGGUCAGGCCGGGGGCCCUGCCAUCUGGCUAACCUCCUCAGCACAUUGGCUCAGAACAGCCAAAACACCGAUCAGAAGAGGUCCCUGGAAGUGACCUGCCAAGUUCGGAAAAAGACCCGGACCCUAUACCGCUCAGACCAGCUGGAGGAGCUAGAAAGGAUCUUCCAAGAAGACCACUACCCAGACAGUGAUAAGCGCCGGGAGAUUGCCCAGACUGUAGGGGUUACCCCCCAACGCAUCAUGGUAAAGGGGGCUGGCCAACUGGCAUCAGGGUGGUGGAGAAACCAUCAACUGUCUGAGUCUCUGCUGUGCUCCUCGAACACUUCUAGGGUCUCUCCCCUAUAGGUGUGGUUCCAGAAUCGCAGGGCAAAGUGGCGGAAAGUGGAGAAGCUGAAUGGCAAGGAGGACAAGGACAGCCCUGCAGACCCUGCCCCUACUGGGGCCAGCGGUCAGUGCAGCUCUGCAACUGAGCUGCCAGCCGCUGUGCCCAUGGACCCAGAGCCUGGUACCUUCCCUCAGGAACCCCCUCUGGAUUCUCUUGCAGAGCCUCCCAUGCUGCUGGCCUCUGAGCACACUCUGGCCCCAACCCAACAGAGUGAGAGUACUCAGAGGGUAGCAGUGACCCCGCCGCUCUUCAGCCCUCCGCCAGUUCGAAGAGUCAACCUUCCUUUUCCCCUUGGCCCUGUCCCCACCCCCCAAAUGAUGCCUCUGCUGCUGGAUACCCCAGGCAGUGACAGCGGCCACAAAGAUGGCUCCUGGGGGACAAGUGUCACCCCACCAUCCACCUGCUCGUACUUGGAGGAGCUGGAGCCCCAGGAUUACCAACAGAGCGCCCAGCCGGGACCGUUCCUAUUCUCCCAGGCUCCACAGAGCCAGCUCUACCAACAGCCUCAGCCCCAGUUCUCCUACCUGCACCCCUUCCCCUUCCCCAUGCCCCACCCCCUGCAGCCUCUGCUGCCGGAUGACCCCCUCUUCACCUCGCCCUAUGGCCCCAGUGCGGGGACAUCACAGGGCUACUUCCCAGGGCCGCCGCCUCCGUCAGGGCAGAUGGUGCUUCAGCCACCUGCUGGGAAUGCAGGUACAGUCCCCUGGAAUGACCCUUGCCUUCCAGAACUGCCUUUCCCUGGUCCCUUCUGUCCGCAGGCCCUGGGGCAGCCCCCCGGAGGGGACGGCUACUUCCCUGAUCUGCUCCCAGCCCCCUAUGCUCCGGCCCUGAGCAGGCAGCCUUCCCCAGGUGUCACCCGGCUGCCCGAAGGGGCCAGGCCCGAAACGGGACCCUUCCUCGGCAGGGCCCCCGAGGAGCAGCCUGCCCCCUGUGUGGAGGGGCCCCCCGCAGCCGAGGAGCUCCGAGUGGAAGAGAAGGACAGCUGUGGCCCCUAAGUGUGGGGCCAAGCAGUGUGGAGGAGCAGGAGAGGCUUGGUGCCCCCUCCAGGAGACAGCGAUGUCAGGACAGACUGCAGAGUCUCCUGACCCCGGGGGAAAUCGGACGUUUCCCCUCUGUGGGCUCACCUUGCUGGACCUGAUUGGAGAAGGAUGAGGGCCGGCCCGCCCUCUUGUCCACACGUCUGUGUGACCACCCUGAGAAAGGGAUGGUCCCUAUGAUUUCUGAAUGCUGUGUACGUUUCUGUUGUUUCCUUUCCUUGCCAGGCAAACGCGUGUCUGUUGUAAGGGGUAGACUAGUGCAUCUUGGGCCUCUCUGCGCAGCUCUGUGUCUCCCCACUAAGAGCUGCAUUUCUUUCACCACCAUCCACUCAGCUGGCCGGUUGUGGGAUGCAGUCCCAAGUGCCCCAAGUGAGGUCCCCAUUGGGCAUGACCCCAUGGAACCUGGCAUCUUUCCUGGGCCCAUCUCCUGCUGGAGGGGAAAUCAGGCAUCUUGGGCCUGUUUUUCACUCCUGACAUUAACUCUUAUUCCCAAACUCAGGACUGAACCUGAGCAAAUUUGAGCACCAGCGUCUCUCUGGAAUUUGGGCAUGGUAGGGAUAGGAUUACAAGAGACACCCAAGGAUAUUUCAGGUCAAGGCUCCGUGUUGUGAACCAGAACUUAUCUUUCUACAGCUCUUCUUUUGGGACAGGGAGUAGGAAUGAGAGGU